CACACACACCGCACACACAGAGACACCGCACACAGUUUUGUUCCCGUUAGACCCCGUCUGCUGCUGCCCCCCGGCCCCCCGAGGAUGGCGGCGGGCCCGGCCCGGCGCACCCGGAAGCUGCGGAAUUGGGUGGUGGAGCAGGUGGAGAGCGGAGAGUUUUCGGGGGUCUGCUGGGACGACCCCGAAAAGACCAUGUUCCGCAUCCCCUGGAAACACGCCGGCAAGCAGGACUUCAGGGAGAACCAGGAUGCCGCCUUCUUCAAGGCCUGGGCCGAGUUCAAAGGGAAGUACCAGGAAGGCGACCCUGCCGACCCCGCCGGCUGGAAGACGCGUCUGCGCUGUGCCCUCAACAAGAGCACCGAGUUCGAGAACGUGAUGGCCCGGAGCCACUUGGACGGCGCUGAGCCCUACAAGGUGUACCGGCUGCUGCCCCCCGGGGAGCCCCCUGCCCAGUCACGAUCCCGGAAGCCGCAGUCCAAGAGGGACCACAAGACGCUGUCCUCGGAGGAGGAGGAGGAAGAAGCCGGGGGUGCCAAGAGAAGCCGGGCGGCCAGCCCCGUGGCCGCGGCCUCCCAGAGUACGGCCUUGAGAGUGACGGGAAGCCCGCACCUCGCCUCCCGGCACCCGGAAGACUCCGGCAUCGGAAGCAACAGCAACAGCCCCGAGCCUGCUGGCGCCCCCGACGCCACCGAGGUGGUCACCCAGGCCCUCGCCAGCCCUCUGGAAGUGUACCUUUCUCCGGAGACAGACCACUUCCCGCUGCUGACCAUCGUGUACAGCGGCCGGACGGUGCACGAGUCGGUCCUGCGCAGCCCGGAUUUCCACCUGUCGCCCGGGCCCUCCCUGUCCGGGGCCUACAUGAGCCACGUGCUGCUGCCCGCGGCCGAGGCCCUGGCCGAGCCGGGCCCGCGCCAGGCCACCCGCCGGCUGCUGGGGCGGCUGGAGCGGGGCAUCAUGGUGGCCAGCAACGUCCGAGGCCUGUUCGUCAAGUCCCUGUGCCCCGGCCCCGUCUCCUGGAGCGGCCCGGGCACCGGCUCCGAGCGCCGUUGGCUGCCGCAGGGAGACCUGGAGUGCCUCUUCAACGCCACGCUCUUCAGAGAGGAGCUGGACCAGUUUCGCCAGGGCCUGCGCCCCGUCCCCGAGUUCCAGGUGACCCUAGAUUUCUGGGAGGAGCGCUCCGGCCCCAAUCACACCCCGCAGAAUCUCAUCACCGUGAAGCUGGAGCAGAUCUUCGCCCGACGCCUGCUGGAGGCUCCCGAGGAGGAGACGGCGGCCAUGACCCUGCUGCAGAACCUGGGAGCCCCCCUGCCUCCGACCUUGCCCGCCCUCUCGCUCCCGGACUCGCCCUUGACCUUCACCCUCCCUCCCACCCCCCCGUCCCUCCUGUGAGGGGCUGCCAUUCCCGAAGUGGACGAGGCCGAGAACUCCCGCUCGUAGCAUCCGUGAGUCGUGACGCUCCCGCUCUGGGAAUCCCAGCCGGAACGGAC
Molecule: messenger RNA, 1487 nt
Organism: Tachyglossus aculeatus (Australian echidna)
Lineage: Eukaryota; Metazoa; Chordata; Mammalia; Monotremata; Tachyglossidae
Gene: IRF9
Product: interferon regulatory factor 9
Exons: 9
Coding region: 85-1389 (434 amino acids)
Biological process (GO): regulation of transcription by RNA polymerase II; immune system process
Cellular component (GO): nucleus
Molecular function (GO): RNA polymerase II cis-regulatory region sequence-specific DNA binding; DNA-binding transcription factor activity, RNA polymerase II-specific; protein binding
Source: RefSeq, a predicted model, not a curated record